This is a messenger RNA of Cynara cardunculus var. scolymus (artichoke), 1352 nucleotides long. RefSeq names its product tobamovirus multiplication protein 1-like. Gene Ontology annotation, cellular component: plant-type vacuole membrane. The record is from RefSeq and is a predicted model, not a curated record. The coding region runs from base 292 to 1173 and encodes 293 amino acids. NCBI's taxonomy places the organism in Eukaryota, Viridiplantae, Streptophyta, Magnoliopsida, Asterales, Asteraceae. The transcript has 11 exons.
AGAAAUUUAGACGAAGAGACUCUCUACCACUGUUGGUUGCCAAGUUCCUCUUUCCUUAUCUCUCUCUAGUCGCCAUAAUAACUUUUAUCUCCACCGAAGAAGAAAGAAGAAGAAGAGAAGAAUUUCAAUAUCCAAAAGUGUGUGUUUUUUUGCAUGUUUACUGUGUGAGGGAGAGAGAGAGAGAGAGAGAGAGAGAGAGAGAGAGAAGCAAGGAAGAAUCAAAUCAAUAAUAACCAGUGUGUUUUUGGUGAAUCACUCAUUUUGUGGUUCGUGAAGAGGGUUAGGUGGGAAAUGACGCGAAUGCUACUGAGCAUCCCAUCGCCGUCGUCGAUGAAGAUGAUUGAUCUGUGGUCAUCGUCAAAUUGGUGGGAAGAGAUUAAUGAAUCAAGGAGCUGGCAAGAUGGAAUCUUCUUCACUCUCUGUGCUUUUUAUGCUCUUGUAUCCGCCAUAGCUCUUAUUCAAUUAAUUAGGAUUGAAGUCAGAGUGCCCGAGUAUGGUUGGACAACACAGAAGGUUUUCCAUCUCAUGAAUUUCAUCGUAAAUGGAGUGCGUGCCAUUGUUUUUGGAUUUCAUAUGCAAGUAUUCAAUUUGCCUCUCAAGGUUUGGAUCUGGAUGCUACUGGAAGUUCCGGGACUACUUUUCUUUUCAACUUAUACUCUCCUUGUCCUAUUUUGGGCGGAGAUAUAUCACCAGGCGAGAAGUUUGCCAACAGAUAAACUCAGGAUCACUUAUGUGUGUGUUAAUGUGGGAGUUUAUGUCGUUCAGGGUUGUAUCUGGAUAUACCUGUGGGUAGACGACAGCAGCACCGUUCAAUUUGUAGGAAAAAUAUUUAUUGCAGUUGUAUCAUUUAUGGCAGCACUUGGUUUCUUGCUUUAUGGAGGAAGAUUAUUCUUCAUGCUGCGACGGUUUCCUAUUGAAUCUAAAGGGAGAAGGAAGAAACUUCACGAGGUUGGAUCCGUGACAGCAAUAUGCUUUACAUGUUUUGUUGUAAGAUGCUUUGUGGAUGUUGUAUCGGCUUUUGAUUCUGAAGUGUCAUUGGACGUUCUUGAUCAUCCGGUCCUAAACCUCAUCUUUUACAUGGUAGUUGAGAUCCUGCCUUCAGCUCUCGUGCUGUACAUUCUACGGAAGCUGCCUCCCAAGAGAGUUUCGGCACAAUAUCACCCUAUUCAUUAGUUAAGACUGGUUUCUGGAUCCCAUUUCUUGUAUAAUACACAACUUAUUUGGAUUGAAAUUAAAUCUGAAACCUAUGCUUGUUCACUUUGCAUUUGUUUGGAAUUGCUGUAAUAUUUUUGUGGGAAAGAACUAGGAUAAUGGGUAAAAUUUUCUAAUAAAUAGAGAAUGAUGUGUUGAUU